UCACCGAUUGGCAUUGUGGGUAGGCGGAAAAAGGCUCGAAACUGUGCGUGAAAGCGACGAGUGCACGUUUUUUGUUCUUACAAAGAAAGGGGAGAAGUUCGACAAAGACGUAAUUUUUCAGGACAGAGUUAAGUAGCAAAGCUGUAAAGAUGUCCAUUGGUGUACCCAUCAAAGUAUUGCAUGAAGCAGAGGGACACAUUGUGACCUGUGAAACCAACACUGGAGAGGUUUACAGGGGCAAACUGAUAGAAGCUGAGGACAACAUGAACUGCCAGAUGUCUAACAUUACAGUGACUUACCGUGAUGGGAGGGUGGCACAGCUGGAGCAAGUCUACAUCCGUGGUAGCAAGAUUCGUUUCCUGAUCCUACCAGACAUGUUAAAAAAUGCUCCCAUGCUAAAGAGUAUGAAGAACAAGAACCAGGGGUCGGGAGCAGGAAGGGGCAAAGCAGCCAUUCUGAAAGCACAGGUGGCUGCUAGGGGUCGAGGCCGUGGCGGAAUGGGAAGGGGCAACAUCUUCCAGAAGAGACGAUAACUGCUUGAGUUGGCAAUAAAAUUAAUCUUUUUUUUUUUUUUUUUGUAUAGACCUUUUUCUGGAAUUGGAUCCUCCCAGUUGAUUGGUGUUUCUUAUUGGUUUUCUUAUUCUUUAAACGAAAUAAACCUUUCGAUUAAAGCUGUCUCUUCUUGUA
Molecule: messenger RNA, 687 nt
Organism: Thalassophryne amazonica
Lineage: Eukaryota; Metazoa; Chordata; Actinopteri; Batrachoidiformes; Batrachoididae
Product: small nuclear ribonucleoprotein Sm D3
Exons: 4
Coding region: 150-533 (127 amino acids)
Biological process (GO): RNA processing; spliceosomal snRNP assembly
Cellular component (GO): precatalytic spliceosome; U1 snRNP; U2 snRNP
Molecular function (GO): RNA binding
Source: RefSeq, a predicted model, not a curated record